Messenger RNA from Parastagonospora nodorum SN15, 225 nucleotides. RefSeq lists its product as hypothetical. Bases 1 to 225 code for a protein of 74 amino acids. The transcript has 2 exons. Lineage: Eukaryota; Fungi; Ascomycota; Dothideomycetes; Pleosporales; Phaeosphaeriaceae. The record is from RefSeq and is a predicted model, not a curated record.
AUGGGGGUCGAUGCAGUCAAACCUACGGCCAGCCAGGGACAGCAGUGGUGCACAAAGGCCUCGGACCCGAGACACGAGAAAGAGCGCAGAGGCUACGCACGACACGAACAAAGGUGCAAAGGAUGGUUACAGUCUCAUAUGGAUCAGGCAGGCAUCACGCAAGGCCGUCGUAGAGAGCUCUCGGUGCAAGCUUUUACGCCUGCACAAGCCACGCGCGCCCCAUAG